AGCAAUAAAUAAUACAUUAUAGUAGUGGGUCUCAAUAUGAGGCCAACCUUUAAUUGGAAAACAAUUAGCAUAGGUCCAAUUCUUGUUGGUUCUGCAAUCGAAUGGUGUUUGAACAUUAGAAGAAGUACUAUAUUGUCUAUGAAUAUGAUGGUUGGAAGCCUAAGAUCAGAGAGGAAAAUUUUUUCCAUUUUAAGGACAAAGUCAUCAAAGAAGAGAACAAUUAUUGUUGGACUAAAAUCAGAUAACUAUGGCAGAGAAAUGCUAUUGAGAUCACUUAAUGUUGUAGUAAAGCCAGGGGAUAAUGUGCUAGCCAUUCAUGUUCAACAACCAUUGGAUAAUUUUGAUGCCAAUACUUUUCAUAUGCAUGAAGAUCUCUGCAAGUCCAAGCAGGUUGAUUUUUUGAUAAAAAUAUGCAAUGGAAAUUGUUUCAUUUCUGAAUUAAGCAAUCAAGUACGUAUAAACUUCGCAACCAUUCUUGUGCUUGGAUGCAACCUCUCGAGGCCUAAAGAUUCUGUAAUCAGUAAUUAUCUAAAAGGGUUGCCUCCAACUUGCAGCCUCUUGAUCAUAAAUAAGGUUGGGAAGAUCAUAUUGGAGAGGCAAGGAACCUCACAGCAAGGCUCGUCUCAAUCCUUUCAUUCAUCUUUAUUAUCAGAAGAAAGUCACUUUACUCCAAAUUCUUCCUCGAGAGAAACACCAAUCCAACAGAUUUACAGUACAAAGAAGUACAGUUUAGCACAAAAGCUAUUUCGAAAACUAGUACAGAUAGAAUCCGAGCGAUCCAUCAAGCUUUUCACAUUACAAGACCUUAAUUCAGCUACCGAUAAUUUCAGCCCUGACAUGGUGAUUGGAGAAGGUGGACAUAGUAAGGUGUAUCGUGCAAAACUGGAGGACGGCCGUCCUGCUGCUGUCAAGGUUCUUCAAAGGACACAGUUUUCAGCGGAGGAUCUUCUCCGAGAAGUGGAGAUUUUAUCUAGCUUGAAGCAUGAGAAUAUUGUUAGGAUAAUUGGGUAUUGUGAAAAUAUGGAUAUAAAUGCAGUUGUAUAUAAUCUGCUAAAGGGAAGUUUAAACCAAAAUCUGAAACAACUCAAGUGGAAGGAGCGAAUGGGAGUUGCCAUUGGCGUCGCGAAAGCACUGGAUUAUCUUCAUCAUUCUUUCAAUCCUCCAAUAAUUCACAGAGAUGUGAAGUCAUCUAAUAUUCUCCUCUCUGACGACUGUCAACCACAACUCUCAGAUUUUGGAGCAGCAAUGUUUUAUAAUAAAACAGAGCAAAUUUCAGAAAACAUUAAUGUUGUUGGAACAUUUGGUUACUUGGCUCCAGAGUACGUGAUGUAUGGAAAGGUAGAUGAGAAGAUAGAUGUGUAUUCCUAUGGGGUUGUACUUCUAGAACUUGUAUCCGGUAAAGAGGCUAUUCAAACAAAUCAAAAGAAACAAGAAAGUUUAGUGCUAUGGGCAAGAUCUUUAAUUAAUUCUGGUCUACCCGAAUGCCUAAUUGAUCCUUGCCUGAGUGAAGAUUAUGUAGUAGAAGACAUGAAAAUGGUGAUGUUUAUAGCCCGCCUUUGCCUCAUGCACUCAUCUUCCAGGAGGCCAACGAUGAAAAUGGUAAGUUUCUAUGCAUAAAUUCAUUGUUAAAUUUUUAAGGUACUAAUGUUUUUAUCCUAGUCCUCAUCCAUUCGGUAGAUGGAAUGGUAAGUUCUUCACUUUAUGUUAGGAUCCUUACAAUAAUUCUGUUUGGCAUUCGAUAU
Molecule: messenger RNA, 1742 nt
Organism: Jatropha curcas
Lineage: Eukaryota; Viridiplantae; Streptophyta; Magnoliopsida; Malpighiales; Euphorbiaceae
Source: RefSeq, a predicted model, not a curated record